This is a messenger RNA of Ostrinia nubilalis (European corn borer), 2549 nucleotides long. Its product is annotated as probable ATP-dependent RNA helicase DDX10. The coding region runs from base 94 to 2526 and encodes 810 amino acids. The record is from RefSeq and is a predicted model, not a curated record. Gene Ontology annotation, cellular component: nucleus. The transcript has 3 exons. Lineage: Eukaryota; Metazoa; Arthropoda; Insecta; Lepidoptera; Crambidae. Gene Ontology annotation, molecular function: nucleic acid binding; RNA helicase activity; ATP binding. Gene Ontology annotation, biological process: rRNA processing.
AAAAAAAAAGUCAGUGUGACAGUUUAAUUUUUGUGAGUGCAUGGUGUUUGUAGGUUAUGUUUAUUAGUUCGAUUUUAAGAUUUUUCCAUUAAUAUGAAGCAAGAGGAAAGAAAAAAUAUUAAAAAAGGAAAUAAUCAAAAGAAAUUGAAACUUUAUAAACCACGUAAAAAGAAAAGUGUAGAGGAAGAUGCUGCUAUUCAAUACUUACAGGGCCAAUACGAUAAGAUUGUACCAGAUGAAAUCAAAACUUUUAAGGAUUUACCUCUCUCCCAAAAAACGUUGAAAGGAUUAAAAGAAAAUAACUACAUUACACCAACAGAAAUACAAAAACAGGCUAUAGGCUAUGCAUUACAGGGCAAAGAUAUCCUGGGAGCAGCAAAGACCGGCUCGGGCAAAACCUUAGCCUUUCUCAUACCAAUACUUGAAAAUUUAUUUUGUAAAAAAUGGACUCGCCUCGAUGGCGUGGGUGCAUUAGUCGUAUCGCCAACGAGAGAGCUGGCCUACCAGAUAUAUGAAACUCUCAGGAAAGUGGGCUACCUUCAUGAUUUUUCUGUGGGAUUAAUCAUAGGUGGACAAAAUUUAAAGUUUGAAAGAAAAAGAAUGGACCAAAUGAAUAUACUCAUAUGCACCCCCGGCCGCCUGCUGCAGCACAUGGACGAGAACCCGCUGUUCCACUGCAGCCAGCUGCAGCUGCUGGUGCUGGACGAGGCCGACCGCUGUUUGGAUAUGGGCUUUGAGGCCACCAUGAAUGCUAUUAUUGAAAAUUUACCACCAGAGAGACAAACCUUACUUUUUUCUGCGACACAAACAAAGUCAGUGAAAGACUUAGCUCGUCUCAGUUUGUCCUUUCCGACCUACGUGGCUCCGCACGAGCAAGCCGAGACUGUGACUCCUGAGGCCUUGCAGCAGAGUUACAUUGUGUGUGAAAUAGAUGAAAAAAUUGGCAUUCUAUGGUCUUUUAUCAGAAACCAUUUGAAACAAAAAGUUUUAGUAUUCAUGGCUACUUGUAAACAAGUUAAAUACACAUAUGACUUAUUUUGUAAAUUGAGGCCCGGUGUUAGUUUGUUGGCUCUGUAUGGAACAUUACAUCAAGAAAAAAGAGAGAAAAUCUACAACGAAUUUUGCAGAAAAUCAAAUGUCGUGCUAUUUGCUACAGAUCUAGCAUCCAGAGGAUUAGAUUUUCCUAGAGUCAAUUGGGUGAUACAGAUGGAUUGUCCAGAAGAUGUAGACACAUACAUUCACCGGGCUGGUCGCACUGCCAGGGGUGUGCUUGGAAAAGGAGAGGGUCUGUUGAUGUUAUUACCCAGUGAAGAAAAAAUUGUAGAAGAUUUGAGAAAUAGGAAAAUACCCAUAAACAAAAUAUCUGUGGACCCUUCAAAAGUAGUGGCUCCACAAAGAAAAAUCGAAGCUUUACUGUCUGAUAACACUGACCUUAAACUAACUGCUCAGAGAGCAUUUGUUAAUUAUUUGAAGUCAGUUUUUUUGAUGAAAAAUAAGGAAAUAUUUAAUGUACAACUCUUGGACACAGAUGCAUAUGCCAGAUCUUUGGGUUUGAUUGUUCCACCGAGAGUAAGAUUUAUGCACAAAUAUCAAAAAAAUAAUAUUGGAAAUAAACAACCAGAUGAUGAGGGUGACAAAGUCGUAGAUAAACUAAGGGCUAAGGCUGAUGGUGAUGAAGGGUCAGAUCAGAGUGCAGUCGAAGCAGAUGAAUCAGAUGACAACAUAAUACCAGAAAUUAAGAAAAAACCUCAAAAAAAGAAAGCAGAAAUACCUAAAUUUGAUUUCCAUGGUAAUGAUGAUAGUGAUGAAGAUGACUUCCUCCAAGUUAAAAAGAAAAAUGUUGAAGUAGAGACUCCAACAAUAGCAGAAGAACCUACUAAAUCAAAGAAAAAGGCUAAACCUCUAACAAAAGCAGCAGUGGCUAAAAAAAUACUUAAGAAAAAAAUUAAAGUUAACACAACUGUAAAAUUCACUGAAGAUGGCGAAGCAAUACAAGACGAAAAGAGAGAACUUAAAUCAGACUUAGCUAAAAAACUUAAUGAAGAAAACAUUGGUGGCAUUGACAUCGAAAAAGCGAAAGAAAUUUUACAAGAGGAAGACAAGUUUGAUAAAAUUCGUUUCAGAGAAAAAGUUAAAGCAAAACACAAAGAACAAAAACGUAAACUCAAAAAUAAAAAGAAAGAGGAAGAAGGAGAAAAGGAUGACUUUGGAUCACAAUCGGAAUCAGAUGGACCAGAUUUGUCUUGGCUGCCUGAUCCCGACAAAGUUUAUGGGAAAGAUGGCGCUUCUGAUUCGGAAGAUGGCAGAGACUCUGUUCAGACAGACAAAGAAGAAGUUAGUCCAGAUGACUCAGAAGAUGAACAAAUGUUCCACAGGCCUGCAAAAAGGAAGUUGGUUGAGAGCAAAGGGAUACCUCAAGAAAGUGUAAUGCCCCGAAAAGUUAAGAAAAUACAAGAUAUAUCGUCAUCUCUAUCUGUACAAGAAGCCGAAGCCCUGGCGAUGAGAUUGUUGAACAAAGGAAAAUGAACAUCAAUAAAAAAAAUUGUUUA